Messenger RNA from Cladocopium goreaui, 1612 nucleotides. Lineage: Eukaryota; Dinophyceae; Suessiales; Symbiodiniaceae. The record is from the annotation of a GenBank genome assembly.
GGACCUGGAUGUGGUCACCCAGAGCUUGCGACUGACUUGGUCAGGGAUGGAAGAGGUGCUGUGUGAAGCCUGGUUCGUGGUAUUUCACAGCUUCGACCGAAAAAACCUCCUGCGCAUUGAGAUGCUGCCCGGCCGCCCUGAGCCUUUGGAGGAGAGCAGUGGCUUGCGGUUGGAGGGCAUUCCACCUGGCCAUUUCUGGGUUUCGGUGUUGUCAUACCACCGCUCUGCUGGUCUCUCAAUGCCACUGGCCAUGGGCCAUUGUGAAAUUCCUGUGGACGGAGAGGAGCUGAAACGUCGAUGCGCCGAUUCCGGCGUGGAUGCGCAAACCGAGACGAUCUGGGAGGUGAAAGACGUAGGUACCGAUCCGUUGCACAUCGUGCGGGCGAUGGCAGAUGCGGAAGUGCAAAACGUGGCGGCUUCGGUGGAUGCAGUGGCCCAAUGGCCUGCCGUACCAGUGGAGCGUGUGGACGCCAGUACGAUGCCCUGCCAGAGCACCAGCAGCGAGACACGGCACUGUGCCACCGCUAGCGCUGUGGGCUGCUUCGACCUGCCGGUGGUCCUGAAGUUGGAGGAUCACUCCGAGCCCUCGGCGCCUGAGAGCGCGCGCGGCUUGUGGCUCAACUGGGACCCCCACGGCUUGCAGGAGCUGGCACCUCGAUUGGUGGCCCGCGCGCGGCAUGUGUCGGGUGCAGGACUGGUGGACGGUGCCAUGGGCGUCAGCCGGGCGUCCUUCCAACUCGAGGUGGGGCGAUACGAGCUGCUCUUGAGCUGUGAACUGGGACUUGGCCAAGCAGAAGUGCGAGCGUGUCCACACCAGCGCUGCCAGCAGAGAUUUUGGUCGCAUCACUUGGAGGCGCAUCUCAGUAGAUGUCCUUGGCAGCCACGGCCAUGUCCAAGGGCAUCUAAGGGAUGCCAAUGGAUGGGCUGCAGUGACGAACUGGAAAGCCAUGAGUUGGAAUGUGUUGGGAUGGAGGUCGAAUGCAAGAACCAACACUUGGGAUGUAAAUGGGUAGGUCCUGCAUCGCUUGAAGCCGCUCAUUUGCAGGAGUGCCCGGCUGAAGGGCUACUGGAGGUGGUGCAGCCCUUAGAGAAGCUGCUCAGCGAGGCUUGUCCGGACUUUCGCAAUCCAGAGACGGCGCGCUUGGUCCAGCAAUGUCUGCAGUACAGACGCUACGUGCGGCCCUGCGGGCAGUGGAAGGAAUGGAAGAGCUCCGGCCGGUGUUGUGAAUGCAGCAAGAUCAUCGAUCGGAAAGAGAAGGGUCUCCAAUGUGAGACCCCGAGCUCACGACUUUGCUGGUCGUGCAUGCCCAGUCGCAUGGAUUGGCAGCGCCUCAAGGAUGAAGGUAAAAUUGUGAAACCCAGCCAAGAUUGACCGGCGGAAAUGGAUGGCAACGGGCGUGGCUAUGGGUCAUGGCCCCAAAGUGACCGAUAAAAAAUACAGUAGGUGACUCAAGGCCCCCAAAGAGAAUCCAUAACCGCCUCCGAUUGGCCAAGCUGGCAAUGGCCAGUCAAAGGUGCCAGCUGGUGAAAAAAGAUGCAUGGGGCAUGUCCAUCGAUGAGUCAGGCUUCUCUCAGAGCAGGUUUCUGCUUACUGAAGUUACUGACGUCACUG